This is a messenger RNA of Wickerhamiella sorbophila, 444 nucleotides long. RefSeq lists its product as hypothetical. Gene Ontology annotation, cellular component: mitochondrion. NCBI's taxonomy places the organism in Eukaryota, Fungi, Ascomycota, Dipodascomycetes, Dipodascales, Trichomonascaceae. Bases 1 to 444 code for a protein of 147 amino acids. The record is from RefSeq and is a predicted model, not a curated record. The transcript has a single exon.
AUGAUUCCCGCGUUGAGAACAUCGCUGCGCUCGCGGCCCGUUAUGGGAGCGGUGAGGCCGUUGGCUCGCUGGAAUAGCACCAAGGGCGACGACCGCCUGGUCGGCCCGUACCCCAAGGUCAAGUUUGAGUACUACAACGAGCGCCCACAGUACCCCGAUGUUGAGUGGGACGAUAAGCAGUCCCGUCGCAAUUUCGGAGAGCCCCUGCAUCACCAAUACGAUCUGAUCGAUACAUGGUCGCCUGACCACUUUAGCCAGCGACCGGACUCUACGUCGCUGCGCUGGAAUCUCUAUUUUAUUGCCAUCAUCCUCGGCUUCAGCGGCUACUGCUACUACACGUUCGAGGGGCCUAACUUUGUUCGCCGCUCCUUCCCGGACGGCCUCAAGAAGUCGUUGGGCGACGAGUCCACUCAUGCUCGCGUUGACGUCGGCUGGAGCGAAUAA